CCGCCCAUGACGGGGGUGAGGCGGAGAGACGGGGCAGAGUUUCAGCAAGGGAAGGCAGGGCGCUCAAAGUUUUUUUUUUUUUUUUUAACCAUCCCAACUUUCUCAGAAAGAAGUUGGCCGUUAUGAUCACGUCUAAACUACCCAUCGCUCUGUUUCUAAAACGGAAAUGUCUGUUAACGGACUGAUAGCGUGUUUAACGCGACUAUGGACGAGUUACGAUGAAAAAGGAACUUAAAACUAUACCAUUCCCCAUUCCGGGGGACUGCAACACAAUGGACUCCGGACUGAGGAAGCGCUCCGGAGGAUGGCGGCUGCUCAGGCUCUGGUUUUCUCUCGCGUGCCUGUCGUGCGCGUCCGCCCAGCUCAGCUAUUCCGUGUCGGAAGAGCUGAACCCGGGCUCCGUCGUGGGUAAUAUCGCUAGAGAUUUGGCUCUGACAGCCCAGAUGAUAAUCCAGAGGAAAUUACGAGUGGUCUCGGAAUCCACCGCACAGUAUUUCGAGGUAAACCAGGCAACGGGUAAUUUGGUCAUUAAACAAAAGAUUGAUAGGGAGCACAUGUGCGAGUCGACUUCGACUUGUUCGUUACACCUUCAGAUCAUCCUCGAGGGUCCUUUACAAAUACAUCGCGUCGUGGUGGACAUUAUGGACGUGAAUGACAACGCGCCGCAGUUUUCCACCAAAAACAUCUCGCUGGAGAUCUCCGAAGCGGCGGCGCCUGGUACGCGGUUCCGCUUGGAGAGCGCGCACGACCCAGACGUGGGUAGUAACUCUUUACGCACUUAUCACCUUGCACCAAAUGACUGUUUCGUUUUGAAUGUAGAGACUAAAAGCGACGGCACUCGGUUCCCUGAGCUGGUGGUGGAAAAGGCGUUGGAUGGGGAAACGCAAGCGUCGUUUCGCCUGUUGCUCACGGCCGUGGAUGGAGGUCAGCCGGAGAAAUCUGGCUCAACUCUUCUGCUGAUUAAAAUUCUGGACGUGAAUGACAACGCGCCCGUCUUUGACGAGCCGGUAAAGAAAGUCAGCCUGCUAGAGAAUGUAGCACCGGGCACUUUAGUCACAAAACUGAACGCAACUGACCGGGACUCGGGUCAAAACGGGGAAAUAGCCUUCUUAUUUAGUAAAUAUACACCGGAGCGUGUGCUGAAACUGUUUAGCGUGGACUCGAACAGUGGCGAGAUACGUGUUAACGGUGAUGUGGAUUAUGAGACGGCCAGUGUUUAUCACAUCACAGUGCAGGCGAGGGAUGGUGGCUCUCCUGCCAUGGAGGGCUCCUGCAACGUCAUUGUGGACGUCAUCGAUGUGAACGACAACUCACCGGAGGUGACGCUGACGUCAUUGACCAGUCCUAUCAGAGAGGACUCGGCACCACAGACUGUGAUCGCCCUCAUCAGUGCACGUGAUCUAGACUCCGGUAAAAACGGGGAGGUAACUUUAAAGGUCCAACCAGGGUUGCCAUUCAAACUCAGCUCAGCUUUUGGUGGGCACUACAACCUCAUCACCGAUGGCAGCCUGGACCGCGAGAGUGUCCAAGAGUACACUGUGGUCAUCAUGGCCACUGACGCUGGUUCCCCUCCUCUAUUAUCGCAGACCAGCUUUGUGGUGGAGCUUUCUGAUGUAAAUGACAAUGCCCCCACCUUCUCCCAGCCUUCAUAUUCUGUCGACGUUCCAGAGAACAAUGCUCCUAGUGCCCCUAUUGCUGUGGUUUCAGCCACAGACCCGGACCUUGGGGACAAUGCUCGCAUCUCCUUCUCCAUCCUUCCCAGCAUGGUCCAGGGCUCACCCAUCUCCUCCUACGUCUACAUCAACCCUGAAAAUGGCCAAAUCUACAGCAUGCGCUCGCUGGACCACGAGCAGCUCAACGCCUUCCGCAUCGAGGUACAGGCACGGGAUGCUGGGGUGCCUCCACGGACAGCUAACGUCACUGUGCACGUGUUUGUUGUGGACCUGAAUGACAAUGCACCAGUGGUCGUUCACCCUUCCUACCCUAAAGACACUGGGCUGCUGCUCACUGUGCCCCAGUCUGCCAGUCCUGGGCACCUAAUUAACAAACUUGUUGGGGUGGAUGCAGACAGUGGGCACAACGCCUGGUUGUUCUAUUCCAUUGCCCCUGGGCCAAAUUCAGGUCUUUUCCGAAUUGGGCUCCACACAGGUGAGCUCCGUACAGCCCGCAAGUUGGCUGAGGAAGAAGGGGGCGUGGAAUAUGAUGUGGUAGUCAUCAUCCAGGAUAAUGGUGACCCACCGCUGUCCACCUCCAUUGCUAUUACGGUAACUGUGGAGGAGAAGGAAACGGCCAACACUGCUGUUGCUGGCCCUCGCCACACACCCUUCUCCCGUCGCACAGGGAUGUCUGAUAUCACCCUGUACCUCAUCAUCUCAUUGGCCUGUGUCUCAGCUGUGUCAUUCAUCACCUUUGUUGUCCUAAUGGUGCGCUGCCUGAGACACCGUGGCCCAGCAGGGCUUGGUGGCUCUGACUGCUGUUGCUGCUAUAGCCGCCACCGGCCUAGCCGCUACCACCAGAGGCCUAGCAAGGACCUGCACCUGCAGCUCAACACGGAUGGGCCCAUUCGCUAUAUGGAGGUGGUGGGAGGCACCCAGGACCCACAUACACGCACAUACAGGCCUUGUUACUCCACUCUAUCCAGUCGUAGUGACUUUGUCUUUGUCAAGACACCCAUGCUGAGUCAUGACAACACCCUCAACAUGACACUCAGCAGGAAACACCUUAUGAACUCAGCCAUUGAGCAAAAACCUCCCAACAAUGACUGGCGCUUCAAUCAGGGACAGAGACCUGGACCUAGUGGGGCAACUGGAGGACCUGAGGUUGCCAUGGGAACAGGCCCCUGGCCCCAGCCCCCAACUGAAGCAGAGCAGCUCCAGGCCUUGAUGGCUGCAGCAAACGGGAGCGAGGCGACGGCUACCCUGGGACCAGGUACCAUGGGCCUGAGCACCCGCUACAGCCCCCAGUUCACCCUGCAGCAUGUGCCCGACUAUCGCCAGAACGUCUACAUCCCUGGCAGCACAGCCACCCUCACCUCCAACCCCCAGCAGCAGCAGGCCGCCGCCCAGCAGGCCACCCAGCAGGCGCUUCCCCCACCCCAGGCCUCAGUCCAGGCCGAGCCCCCGAAGGCGGCCCAGACCCCUGCCUCCAAGAAGAAGUCCACCAAGAAGGAGAAGAAGUAGAAAGGGAUAAACGGAGGGGGAGGAAUGAUAUGCCUGGCCUGAUCCAAUGAGAAAAUCAACCCCCCAUACCCCUCUUUUAGGUAUCUUACUGCUCAACUGUCAACCACAUUAGCCACGGUCUAAAUAAUGAAUGACAGCGAAUCACUUUUGACCACUUGGACGAUGUUGAUGGUUCUUUGAAAGUGUCUUGAGGGCCUCGAAGAAUUCAAAUGUGUUGAAGGCUUUUGUUGAUCACUAUUGGAAACAGUGUUCUGCUGGAGUUCUAGUAUUGCUGUUGUCAUUGUUGUUGGUAAAUGAGAUAUUUUGUGGGGUGUGGGGGGUUGCUGUAAUUUUGGCUAAAUCAAAUGACCUUGGAUUUGCUCCAGACAAAGAGAUUCGGUGUAAGGAACCUUGCUGAGGUCACAAGGCUAUACCCAGUGAUGUAUUCAGAAAUGACAUUUUUAAUGUGUUUCAUGUUGGAUUUAUUGUGCCCUUUCCCUGAGGUGGAAAGUCAAAUUAUUGUAAAGUAUGCUAGAUUGCCAUUAGAUUUCUAUAUAGAUUCAGCCUUGCAGGACACUAAAGCAUAACUCGUACGGAUAAGGUUGUUUCACAGGUAUUAAACACUCUUCUGCAUGCUCCUUUAGGUUCAAACCACGUAUAAGAGUUGCGAACUAUGCAUUGCAAAAGCAAAAGGAGGUAAACAUCUCAAACCUCUAAUCUUCCUUCUAAACGCAGGUCAAAAUAAUGCACAUGUAGCAUUUGCCUGACAGAAAUCAAAAUCUACUUUUGUAAUGAUAGUUAAAAGAUAAUGUUUUAAUCUAUUGUGAUUUAUAUGACCUGAGCAUGCAACUGCAAAGAGGGCUGGGGAUGAUGGGGAGGUAUGGUGUGGUGUUGCGCUGUCAUAGGCCAUACUGUCUGUGCAGGUGGUACAUCAGCAGGCAUUGGCCCCUUAUAGAACAUCCCAGAUGGGCAUCCUGCUGUCCCGCACCCUCCGCUCCCCUCUCUCUCCAACCAGCUUGUGUCCUCCCUCACUCACUGCCCCACCUGGAGAGCCAAACAAUAAGAAAUGCACUGUUCAUAUUCUAAAGGCGAGAUGACGUGUAGGGGUAGUAAUCACUUCAGUCCUUAGGGAGACAUGUAGACGUGGUAAACUUAAGUGCUUAGAAGUUUCUAGACACUUUGUAGGCCGCUAGGGCCAUUGACAGAGUAUUUGCUCUCGCUAUCCUGAAGUGCUCAUGAGAUUUCAUGACCUGAGACAAUAACAUGUUUUGUUUUCCCUUUGAGGAUAAUGACAUGGUAAGUAUAGUUGUUCAUAUAAGAUAUGAAGUCUUUCCGUUACCAUCCAUCUGUUUGUCAAGUCAGCGGCCAGACAUCACUGCAUGAAGCGGCAGCUUGCAGGCUGGGGUAAGGGGGGGUGUGGAAAGGGUGGGGUGAAGGGUACACGGUCAUGGGUGGCACCAUUACAUUGACAAAGGGGUGGGAGAGCGACCUUGGCUCAACCCGCUGAAUGUACAGAGGCACCGCCGUUGUCUCGUCCACCCCCCUAAAGUUCCUCUAAUGCACUGACCCACGUAGCGGUCAACCAUUCCAAGCACAUCUGUCCGUUUGAGAGGAGAUACCACUUCAGAUGGACCAAAGGGGGUUCAGAGUUCCCCCUUGUUCAUUUUAAUGCUAAACUUGGGCUCUCUACCACUCACUCCACCACUCCACCCCCCCACCCCCCCGGUCCCCGCAAAGGCUCUUCCCCACUGUAAAUAAACACUAGUCCUGUCGAUGGUAUGAGCCAGUUGUUUGUAUAGUAGGGACCACGUCCAGCAUUUUCAAAAUAAGAGUCCCCAUCCACAAGGCGUGGCUUACUACUGGAAUGUGUUGCAUUUGUUUUUCAAGAAAAAUAAGAAAAUCUCCAGGGGGGGGGAGAAAAAAAACUAAAAUCUGAGAUAUUCUUCAGCAGUUUGUGUUGCAAUGUAGUAACUAAGCACCAUGGAAGCUAACUAACAUUUCAUUGUAAAUAAAUGAAUUAAAGACGAUAACUUUAGAUGAUAAGUAAACAAAGUGACUCACGUAGACUAGUUAAAUUGUGAUAUGUGCGCAUAUUUUUGUGUUCAUUUCCUCUCGCUACUAUUUUAUCACCCUGUUAAACAAAACACACAAAAAAAUAUAUAUUGGAAAUGUUUCUAUCCUUCUGUAGCCUCUUUUUUUGGUUCUUUUGCUGUGAUUUUAUCUUGUGCAUUUGUGAAAGAAUGCCUCUCUCUUUCUCUCUGUCCAUAUGAACAAAUGAUUAUAAAUAUAUAUGUGUAAGUCCGUCCGCUGCUGAAUUAAUACUAUUCUAUCCUGCUGUAUUAUCUUUCUUAUGAAAUGCUUAGCCCCCAUGCUAUACCCCCCGUGUUACUCUUAUUUUUAUGCUAAUAUUUAUAUUGCUGUUUUAUUUUCUCUUGAACACUGACAUUUCAAAUAAAAAGAUUCUGAAA
Lampris incognitus (smalleye Pacific opah) is the source of this 5626-nucleotide messenger RNA. RefSeq names its product protocadherin gamma-A11-like. Gene Ontology annotation, biological process: homophilic cell-cell adhesion. Gene Ontology annotation, molecular function: calcium ion binding. The record is from RefSeq and is a predicted model, not a curated record. The transcript has 4 exons. Gene Ontology annotation, cellular component: plasma membrane. NCBI's taxonomy places the organism in Eukaryota, Metazoa, Chordata, Actinopteri, Lampriformes, Lampridae. The coding region runs from base 219 to 3179 and encodes 986 amino acids.